Molecule: messenger RNA, 1452 nt
Organism: Knipowitschia caucasica
Lineage: Eukaryota; Metazoa; Chordata; Actinopteri; Gobiiformes; Gobiidae
Source: the annotation of a GenBank genome assembly
AUGGACACGUUUGUGGACUCUUCCUGGUACUACUUCAGAUACACAGACCCACACAACUCUGAGAGGCCCUUUGAGCGCCCCCUGGUGGAUCGCUGGUUGCCUGUGGAUGUUUACAUCGGGGGAAAAGAACACGCUGUGAUGCACCUGUACUACGCUCGCUUCAUCAGUCACUUCUGCAGAGACCUGGGACUGGUCUCUCACAGGGAGCCCUUUAGGAAGCUGCUGGUCCAGGGCCUGGUCAAAGGUCAGACGUUCAGACUGGUCUCAACCGGACACUACCUGAAGAAAGAAGAGGUCGACUUCUCAGGAGUCCAGCCUCAGUCCUGGGGGGGAGAGCCCGUGGAGGUGUCGUGGGAGAAGAUGAGUAAAUCCAAACAUAACGGGGAGGACCCAGAGUCUGUGGUUCAGACCUAUGGCCUGGACACAGUCAGACUCUACAUGCUCUACGCUGCUCCUCCAGAGCAGGAGGUGCUCUGGAGCCACAGAGCUGACACCCUUGCUGGGGUGCUGAGGUGGCAGUCUCGCCUGUGGCAGUUGGUGACGAAGCUGAUGGAGUCGAGGAGUCGAGGACAUGCCCCUAACCCCGCCUCCCUGAAUGGGCAGGAGCAGGAGGAGGCGCGGAGGCUCCGGGACUACAAGAACCAUGUCAUCUCAGAGGAGCAGUGGUACUGCGCCCUCUGGUGUCAGGAGCAGUGGUACUGCACCCUCUGGUGUCAGGAGCAGUGGUACUGCGCCCUCUGGUGUCAGGAGCAGUGGUACUGCACCCUCUGGUGUCAGGAGCAGUGGUACUGCACCCUCUGGUGUCAGGAGCAGUGGUACUGCACCCUCUGGUGUCAGGAGCAGUGGUACUGCACCCUCUGGUGUCAGGAGCAGUGGUACUGCGCCCUCUGGUGUCAGGAGCAGUGGUACUGCACCCUCUGGUGUCAGGAGCAGUGGUACUGCACCCUCUGGUGUCAGGAGCAGUGGUACUGCACCCUCUGGUGUCAGGAGCAGUGGUACUGCACCCUCUGGUGUCAGGAGCAGUGGUACUGCACCCUCUGGUGUCAGGAGCAGUGGUACUGCACCCUCUGGUGUCAGGAGCAGUGGUACUGCACCCUCUGGUGUCAGGAGCAGUGGUACUGCGCCCUCUGGUGUCAGGAGCAGUGGUACUGCACCCUCUGGUGUCAGGAGCAGUGGUACUGCGCCCUCUGGUGUCAGGAGCAGUGGUACUGCACCCUCUGGUGUCAGGAGCAGUGGUACUGCACCCUCUGGUGUCAGGAGCAGUGGUACUGCGCCCUCUGGUGUCAGGAGCAGUGGUACUGCACCCUCUGGUUACCAUGUGGAACACAUUACCCCUCCUCUGAGUACCAUGUGGAACACAUUACCCCUCCUCCGUCUGCCAACAUGGAUCCCCAGAGGAAAUCCUGUUCUGCUCCUAAACCUCACAACCAGGAUGAGACAUGGCAGCUUUGA